AAGAGUUUUUAAACCCUUUUUCAGCUGAAGGUGUGUGUGCUGCUCCUGGUGAGAGUUGAACUGCUCUGACCAGACUUUGUUCCUCCAAACACCCAUUUCCAGGGAUUUAACAGCAGAUUUUAUUUUAUCCCCGAGGGAACUGCUCUGGUUUACCACAUUUCUGGUAUUUCUGCUGAGGUUUUUUUCCUCAGGCUCAUGCACUCAGGUGCUAGCUCUGGUUGUUUGGGGGGUUUUCCUGUUCUUAAUUUUUCUGGAGUGUUUUCCACCUCUCCUUCCAGCUACUUCUGGAGUUUUUUUAACUCAGUUUUUCAUCUUCCUGGAGUGUUUUCCACCUCUCCAUCCAGCUGCUUCUGGGGUUCUUUUCCUCUGUUUUUUGUUUGUUUGUUUUUGUUGUUUUUUUGGUGGGUUUUUGUUGGGUUUUUUUUUGUUUGUUUGUUUUUCUUCUGGAGUGUUUUUUACAUCUCUUAUACAUGAUUCUGCCCUGCAGAUUUCUCUGUUCCCUUCGAGCAUCACCCUACCCCACUUCCCCACCUCCCUUUCCCCCAGUUUAAUCCCUCGGGUGAAGAAUCCCACCCUCAGCACGGAGCAAUCCCUAAAGGGCUGUUCUUUGCACCAUUUCCCACCUGGAAUUCUUGGAGGGUUUGCUGGAUAGGAGAGAGCAGAGCCACACUCCCAGGCUGGAGCUGAGCCUGUGCGAGCUGACGCUGAGGAUCCACCUCUUGGCAUCAGCUGCCAGGGCUUUUCCCAGGUGAAUCCCCACCUCCCCAAGCCGGGCAGGGCAGGGUGGGGCAGGGCAGGAGCAGCUCCUGUGCCUCCCCAGCAGCAAGGCAGGAGCAGGAGCAGCGCCAGCUGUGCCAUGAGUGAGGAGCAGGGCCGGCGGCUGGGCAGCCUGACCGUGUUCAGCAGGGAGGAUUUCGAGGAUGACUGGGUGCGAGUGGCCAGCGGGGGCUUUGGCCACGUGUACCAGGUGAAGCACAGGAGGUGGAGGACGGUCUAUGCAGUGAAGUGCUCCCCGUACCUGCUGCAGGACUCCAGCACGGACAGGACCAGCAUGAACUGUCUAAUGGAAGAGGCAAGCAAGAUGGAGAAAAUCAAAUUCCAGCACAUUGUCACCAUCUACGGGGUGUGCAACAGCCCUCUGGGGAUAGUGAUGGAAUACAUGGCCAGGGGGUCCUUGGAGAGAAUCCUUCCCACUCACAGGAUGUCCUGGCAGCUGAAAUUCCGGGUGAUCCAUGAGAUGGGCUUGGCCAUGAAUUUCCUGCACAGCAUGAACCCUCCUCUGCUGCACUUGGAUCUGAAGCCAGGGAAUGUUCUCCUGGAUGGCAACAUGCACGUCAAGAUCUCUGACUUUGGGCUGUCCAAGUGGAUGGAGCAGUCCAGCAGGAUGCAGUACAUCGAGAGCUCAGCUCUGAGGGGCACCCUGAGCUACAUCCCCCCCGAAAUGUUCCUGCAGAACAGCAAACCCCCGGGGAUCAAGUACGAUGUGUACAGCUUCGGGAUCGUCAUCUGGGAGGUGCUCAUGCAGAAGAAACCCUACACAGGGGCCAACAUGAUGGCCAUCAUCGUGAAGGUGGCAGCGGGGAAGAGGCCGGGGCUGGAGCUCGUCAGGGACGACUGGCCCGGGGAGUGCCACCAGAUGCUCGACCUGAUGAAGAGGUGCUGGGACCAGGACCCCAAGCAAAGGCCAAGCUUUGCAGAUAUCCCUGUGGAGACAGACGUGCUGCUGGCUCUGAUCCAGAGCCUGGUGCAGGAUCCGGAGAACGAGCGCCUGGUCAGGAAGAUGUCCCACAAACCACCCAUCUCCAGGAGCCAGCAGAGCGACAAAGAGGAGUUCGCCUUCCCCCGAGACAACAGGAGUGGGGGAAAGGACAAGCAGGAAGUUCCUGUCCCAGCUCCACGCAGGGAUCCCGGGAGCCGUGAAGAGCUGAGCAGGGAGCAGGAGAACGGCCUGACCUUGCUGCACCUGAUGGUGCUGCAGGGCAACGUGGGCAAGGUGCGCUUCUUGCUGGGCUGCAGGGCCGGCGUCAACAGCGCGGCAGGCUGCGGCUGCACCCCGCUGCUGGUGGCCGUGCAGCGGCGGCUCCCCGAGAUCUGCGCCCUCCUCAUCGAGCACGGCGCCCACGUCAACGCCGCCGACGAGGACGGCUGGACCCCGCUGCACUUCGCCGCCCAGCACGGCGACGACCGCACCGUGCGGCUGCUGCUGGACCACCAGGCGCGAGUGAACGCCCAGGAGCGCGACGGGUGGACCCCGCUGCACCUGGCGGCUCAGAACAACUUUGAGAACGUGGCGCGGGUGCUGCUGUCCCGCCAGGCCGAUUCCAACACGCAGGAGGUGGAUGGGAAGACCGCCCUGCACGUGGCCGCGUGUUUCGGGCACGUGGGCCUGGUCAAGCUGCUGGCCAGCCAGGGAGCCGACCUGGAGAGGAAGCAGAAGAACCUCAGGACGCCGCUGCACGUGGCCGUGGAGAGGGGCAAGUUCAGGGUGGUGCAGUACCUGCUGAAGAACGGCAUCUCCGUCAACAGCCUGGACCAGAACCACUACAGCGCCCUGCACCUGGCCGUGGCCAGGGGCAAGUACCUGAUCUGCGAGAAACUCAUCAAGUACGGGGCCAACGUGGAGCUGAGGACGGACAAAGGCUGGACCCCCCUGCACCUGGCCUCCUUCAAGGGGCACCUCGAGAUCAUCCGGCUGCUGAAGGGCAGCCACGCCCGGCUGGACGCCAAGGGCAGCAUGGACUGGACGCCCCUGCACCUGGCCACGCGCUACGGGGACGAGCCAGUGGUCAGCGAGCUGCUGCGCUGCGGGGCCGACCCCAACACGGCCGAGAGGUCCCACUGGGCCCCCCUGCACUUCGCCGUGCUCAGGGGCUCCUUCCUCAGCGUCAUCAACCUCCUGGAGCGCCAGGCCGACGUCAACGCCAGGAACAAGGUGGGCCGGACGCCGCUGCACCUGGCCGUGCUCAAGGGCAACAUGGCCAUCAUCAAGACCCUGCUGAAGGCAGGGGCUCUGCUGGAUGUGGAGGACAUCACAGGCUGCACGGCCCUGCAGCUGGCGGUCAGACACCAGCGGGACAACAUCAUCACCCUGCUCCAGGACUGGGAGUCCUCGGGGAGCAAACCCGGGAGCAGGACUCUGAGAGACGCCAACAUUCCCACAGCCAGGCUUACCCCGGGAAGGACAGAUUUGUAA
This is a messenger RNA of Cinclus cinclus, 3193 nucleotides long. RefSeq names its product ankyrin repeat and kinase domain containing 1 (gene ANKK1). The record is from RefSeq and is a predicted model, not a curated record. The coding region runs from base 857 to 3193 and encodes 778 amino acids. Gene Ontology annotation, biological process: protein phosphorylation; regulation of cell cycle process. Gene Ontology annotation, molecular function: ATP binding; protein kinase activity; protein binding. Lineage: Eukaryota; Metazoa; Chordata; Aves; Passeriformes; Cinclidae. The transcript is spliced from 8 exons. Gene Ontology annotation, cellular component: cytoplasm.